CCUUCCAUUUUGGUAGCUUCAACUUUGCAGCUGCUGUGUCUCUUCGUCGUCUGGGAAGAAAACUUUCACAUUAAGAGUUGCUGAUGCGGAUUUUCUUUCUUUCCUCUCCCGGCGGCGUUGAUGAGUGCUUGGCUCCUGACAGACGCGAUUCGGCUCCCAGCUUUGUAGUUCGGAAGAAGUUGGGUCUAUAGAUUUCCCCCUAACUCUCCAUCGAUGUGUUGAGCUUCAGAGGGAAUAACUCUACGUAAAGCAUGUUGGCGUCUCAAGGAGUUCUCCUGCAUCCCUAUGGCGUGCCUAUGAUUGUACCGGCAGCUCCUUACCUCCCUGGACUGAUUCAGGGUAAUCAGGAAGCAGCCGCUGCCCCUGACACAAUGGCUCAGCCUUACGCUUCGGCCCAGUUUGCUCCCCCGCAAAACGGUAUCCCCGCGGAAUACACGGCCCCUCAUCCCCACCCCGCGCCAGAGUACACAGGCCAGACCACGGUUCCCGAGCACACGUUAAACCUGUACCCUCCCGCCCAGACGCACUCCGAGCAGAGCCCGGCGGACACGAGCGCUCAGACCGUCUCCGGCACCGCCACACAGACAGACGAUGCAGCACCGACGGAUGGCCAGCCCCAGACACAACCUUCCGAAAACACAGAAAACAAGUCUCAGCCCAAGCGGCUGCAUGUCUCCAAUAUCCCCUUCAGGUUCCGGGAUCCGGACCUCAGACAAAUGUUUGGUCAAUUUGGUAAAAUCUUAGAUGUUGAAAUUAUUUUUAAUGAGCGAGGCUCAAAGGGAUUUGGUUUCGUAACUUUCGAAAAUAGUGCCGAUGCGGACAGGGCGAGGGAGAAAUUACACGGCACCGUGGUAGAGGGCCGUAAAAUCGAGGUAAAUAAUGCCACAGCACGUGUAAUGACAAAUAAAAAGACCGUCAAUCCUUAUACAAAUGGCUGGAAAUUGAAUCCAGUUGUGGGUGCGGUCUACAGUCCCGAAUUCUAUGCAGGCACGGUCCUGUUGUGCCAGGCCAACCAGGAGGGAUCUUCCAUGUACAGUGCCCCCAGUUCACUUGUAUAUACUUCUGCAAUGCCAGGCUUCCCGUAUCCAGCAGCCACCGCCGCGGCCGCCUACCGAGGGGCGCACCUGCGAGGCCGCGGCCGCACCGUGUACAACACCUUCAGGGCCGCGGCGCCCCCGCCCCCGAUCCCGGCCUAUGGCGGAGUAGUGUAUCAAGAGCCUGUGUAUGGCAAUAAAUUGCUGCAGGGUGGUUAUGCUGCAUACCGCUACGCCCAGCCUACCCCUGCCACUGCCGCUGCCUACAGUGACAGAAAUCAGUUCGUCUUCGUUGCAGCAGAUGAAAUUUCUUGUAACACCUCUGCAGUUACGGACGAGUUUAUGCUGCCGACCCCUACCACCACGCACUUGCUCCAGCCCCCACCUACGGCGUUGGUGCCAUGAAUGCUUUUGCACCUUUGACUGAUGCCAAGACUAGGAGCCAUGCUGAUGAUGUGGGUCUCGUUCUUUCUUCAUUGCAGGCUAGUAUAUACCGAGGGGGAUACAACCGUUUUGCUCCAUACUAAAUGACAAAACCAUAAAAACCUUCCAAUGUGGGGAGAAAGGAAGCUUUCCGAGGCCUGAGUAUUGCAAUACAUGCAGUAGUACAUCAUUUUAGCAACUCUAAAAAAAAAAAAAAAAAAAAAAAAAAAAAAAAAAAAUACUAAUAAAAAGGAAAAAAAUUACAUUUUUUAUCUUAUACCUCAGAUAUUUUGUUCUGUGUAUUUUAAUAUUGUGGGUCUUUAAUUUCUGAAGGUUCCGUAGUUUGGUUGCUGGCUGUAGGAGUUUUUGUGGUUGAUCUAGAAAGAUGCUAGAUAUGAAUAAAAACUGGUUUAGGGCCAUAUCCAGAGUGCUAUAUUAUGUAAAUGACUUAUAUAUGCUGAAUAUUAAGCUAACUGGGGUUAUCAGUUGUUUGGGAAGAGUGUAAGUGACUACAGUAGUCAUUUUUUUCUGCAUCUGCAUUAUUUUAUUUUGUGAAAGGGGAGGUUGGGAGGGACUUAGGGGAUUGGAACUGGGGUUUGGCUGAAAGACAAAAAAGUUGUAACUGAUGAAUCUAAACGACCCACUGCACCAACAAUCAUUUAUCAAUGGUUCUAAGUUACUCAUUGCCAGUUCAAGCCAAAGGUUAUGUUAAGGGGGUGCUUCUAGUAGCACUUGUGCAUCUGAGUUGAAUGAAGCUGUGCAAACCCACCCUUUAAACCAUUCCACCCAGCAGUAUUCAGCUUCUUAACCAGUCGCUAUUUAGGGAGAAAAAAAAAACCCACUAGUUAGGUCAUCAAACAUUCUUUUUAUAUUUCUUCCAGUAUAAUAAAUUAUUGAUAUCAUUGCUGACUUUUAUAUUAUGGGAGGGAAAAAAUAACAUUAAUAAAAAGGUGAUAAAAAGCACUGUUUCUAUUUUUCUUUUUUUCCAAAAAAAGAAAGUAAUAACUUAAAUUAUUUGUACCAGUUAAAAUAUGUAUAAAAUUUACAUCUGUGCAGUGGAGUUGUUAAGUUCUAGAAACAGUCUAUGAAGCUUUAGUUUUAGCCUAGUAGAACAACUGUUAGAGACAGACGUAUAAUUUUUAUGGAAUUACAUGAUAAUCAUAUUCGGAUUUAUAGAAGCAUUUUACAAGUAUUGCAAUCAUUGAGUAGAGAUAAUCAUGGUAUUUUCAUCAGCUUGGUACUUUUUGAAACAUGACUGCGUUUUGUGAGCAAUCUGCAAUUUUUCAGUCCGUGAGAUCCUGCCCUUUCCACCUCUUUCCCACACCCAAGGAUUAUCUCAAAAUGAUCUCUUUAGUUCUGUCUCCAUGGCCCAGGACACUUGUCAGAAGGAUGCAAAAAACAAAAAAAACAAAGUACAUCCAUCCUCUUCGUCCCAAAAGAACAAAGUCUGCCCACCUUUCUUGGAUGCAGGGCCAGAGUGACACAGCCGAAAAAUUGCAGUUUGUCUGUACUUUUGUUUGAACUUUCCACGUUGUCCUGUUUACAAGUUAACCUAAGUUGGGGUAUCUGUCACGGGUCUUCCUGUUUUUGUAUUUAAAUGAAAACAGCAGCAGGCUGUCCCUGAGUAGUUUUGCUGCCAUAGGUUAAGUCCUCAUGUGUACAGUGCAGGCCCUGUGGCACGCACUUCAGUAAGUUAUCAACUCACCGCUGUGAACCUGCCAAUCCGCUGUAACAACUCUGCUUUAAAACAAAACCAAACAAAACUUAAAAAAAAAAAAAAAGUGUGAUCCAGCUUUCUCUUGCCAUCCUAUGUGCAUGCCGUAAGAUCAGUUGGAUAUUAAACCAUCAAUAAAGUUUCACAAGAUUUGAAAA
Molecule: messenger RNA, 3329 nt
Organism: Rhinopithecus roxellana (golden snub-nosed monkey)
Lineage: Eukaryota; Metazoa; Chordata; Mammalia; Primates; Cercopithecidae
Gene: RBFOX1
Product: RNA binding fox-1 homolog 1
Exons: 14
Coding region: 252-1439 (395 amino acids)
Biological process (GO): regulation of alternative mRNA splicing, via spliceosome; nervous system development
Cellular component (GO): cytoplasm; nucleus
Molecular function (GO): mRNA binding
Source: RefSeq, a predicted model, not a curated record